UCUAUAGGUAACCUGUAAGGUCACCUUCCCAAGUAGAAAAGAUGAAUGUAACCAUACCCCGGUGAAAGGAACUUGGUCUCUCCACUCGUAAAUCCUGGUAUCCGCCAAUAGUUAUAACGGCCCACGCCCAUGUGUUAGACACCUUUCAUCGCUACGGCGGUGUCGUCGAUUUCUAGCCUCUUAUUCAAAGGUAACGACCUUGCCGUGUCGUGGUAAAAAAGUUGGGUAAUUCUUGACCGCUUACUUGGCAUCUAUGCUCAUUGCAUUGUGAUCAGCGUGAGUUCGACAUCAUGCACCCUCUCGUUCUCUCGGCUGCGAUCUUCGCGGCCAACGUCGCCGCUCAAGCAGAAAAUACGUACACUGCGACAGCAACCAGCGAUGUUGAGAAAGCUAGAGCUACGGCAAAAACUCUCAGCCCUACUAGCAAUGUUAAGGGAAAGGCCUUCGACCGACUCGCCAUCAUAUGGUUGGAGAACACGGAUUAUGACAUGGCAAUAGGCGAUCCAAACUUGACGUGGCUAGCCAAGCGAGGCAUAACGCUCUCCAACUACCAUGCGGUGACGCACCCCUCGCAGCCGAACUACAUCGCUGCUAUCGGCGGUGACUACUUCGGGAUGCAACACGAUGACUUCACGCAAGUUGACAAGAAUGUUUCUACCAUUAUCGACUUGCUUGAGGACAAGGGUAUCUCAUGGAGCGAGUACCAGGAAGACAUGCCGUAUAGUGGUUUCGAAGGUUUCGCGUAUAUCAACCAGAAAAACGGCAAAAACGACUACGUCCGGAAGCAUAACCCGGCCGUCAGCUACAACGCGAAUGCUCGCCUGGUCGACCGUCUAGCUGUCAUCAAGAACCUGACCACAUUCUACCAGGACCUCGAGAACGAGACUCUCCCGCAAUGGAUGUUCAUCACUCCCAACAUGACAAGCGACGGCCACGACACCGACGUGACCGUCGCCGGGACCUGGUCCCGGACCUUCUUGGAGCCCCUCCUCUCCGAUAAGCGCUUCAUGCAAAAUACCUUGGUAGUAAUCACUUUCGACGAGAACGAGACCUACUCUAUCCAAAACCGUAUCCUAGCCAUCUUAAUCGGCGACGCCGUGCCCGCCGAUCUAGUCGGCACCACGGACGAUUCAUACUACAACCACUACAGCGAGAUCGCGACCGCUGAAGCAAACUGGGACCUGCACACGCUCGGGCGUUUCGACGUCGGCGCCAACGUAUUCAAAUUCGUCGCUGAGAAGACGGGGGAUACCGUACGCUCCUGGAACGGUGAUGUCCCGCUCUCAGAUAUGUACUUCAACUCCUCGUACGCGGGGCCGCUGAAUGAGGAGGGCGGCAACAAGCGAUACCCGGCACCGAACUUGGUCGACGCGAGCGACUUGCACAACCGCACCGUGCUACCUAGCAUCAAGGAAGCGUGGGAGGGGAACUCAGCACCGGUGUACUAUUCUUCGAGCUUAGAGACUCCAGAUGGGCAACACCCGCCAAAGGGGUAUGCGCCGAGCGAAUAGAUAGCUUGGCGUAUGUCUAUAACCAGGUGCCUAGCUAUAAUCCUUAUACCUAUAGAAUACUAUAUGUUGGUAUUUCUCGAUUCCGCCCCUGCCGGCUUCUCUUCACUAAACGGCACACUUUUAAGAGAAAUAGAAGUACUGGGCUUAUUGGAGAAAUUGUCCCGUCGGUCGUAUUUUUCUUCCUUCGGUGGUCUGGAUUCUGGUCAAGUUAGCAUGGACUGAUCUCGAUGAGAAUAAAUAAACCAUACAGCCUUUUCCCUCUCACAACCAGGUUCAUCUUUCUAUCAAAUCCGGACAACCUAACAUAAGCCUAAGAUGUAACAUAAGUAAAAAGCAUUCGCCAGCUAGUCUUGGAAUAGCACCUAACGCAUCAUAUAAUAUAUUGGAUUUAGAAGAAGGGUGGAUAAUAGACACUCUAGAACUACGCGAUACAACAUAAAGUGAAAUGAGGUAGUUAGCCAAAAAUUCUAUUCCGAGGUAUCCUAGUUUUUAUCUGUCCCGAAUUGUUAGGCUGCCGGGCC
Daldinia vernicosa is the source of this 2032-nucleotide messenger RNA. Its product is annotated as phosphoesterase-domain-containing protein. Gene Ontology annotation, biological process: phospholipid catabolic process. The transcript has 3 exons. Gene Ontology annotation, molecular function: hydrolase activity, acting on ester bonds. The coding region runs from base 291 to 1511 and encodes 406 amino acids. NCBI's taxonomy places the organism in Eukaryota, Fungi, Ascomycota, Sordariomycetes, Xylariales, Hypoxylaceae. The record is from RefSeq and is a predicted model, not a curated record.